AGAAAAGGGAAGAGUUUUCAGAGAUUCGAUCACUCAUGGCGAACGAAGACGACGACGGUGAGAAAUCCAGAAGUCUGCACCAACAGAUUGCUAAAAAACCCAAAACCCAGAUCGUAAUUGGUGUGCCAUCGUACCAGGAAGUUAUAGAAAGCUCACAGACGAAGUCCACGCCUCCUUCUCUCUUCAAGCCUUCCCAGAGUUUCUCUCAGGCAUUCGCUUUCGUCAAAUCGUCCGACGUCUACUCUCCUCCUCCUCCUCCGUCUUCCUCCGCCGCCUCUUCUUCGCAGCCGUCAGGCGCUUCUCAGGUGCCCAGUUCAAGCCAACCGCUUCAAACCGAUGGAGCCUCAUCUUCUUCUACUCCUGUAACUACUGGCUCUUUACCAUUAAACACAACUCAAACUCGUAACGCAAUCCUCGUUAGCCAUAGACAGAAAGGAAACCCGCUUCUUAAACAUAUCAGGAAUGUGAAAUGGGUUUUCUCUGAUAUCAUUCCAGAUUACGUGCUUGGUCAAAGCUCUUGCGCUUUGUAUUUAAGCUUGAGGUAUCAUCUGCUACAUCCGGAUUACCUCUAUUUCCGCAUUAGGGAACUACAAAAGAAUUUCAAGCUAAGUGUUGUUCUUUGCCAUGUCGACGUGGAAGAUACUGUGAAACCGUUGCUUGAAGUCACGAAAACCGCUCUACUUCAUGAUUGCACUCUAUUGUGCGCCUGGAGCAUGACAGAAUGUGCCCGUUAUUUGGAAACGAUAAAAGUCUAUGAAAACAAACCCGCAGAUCUCAUCCAAGGCCAAAUGGAUACAGAUUAUCUAUCACGGCUAAACCAUUCUCUUACAAGCAUUCGACAUGUAAACAAGAGCGAUGUAGUUACACUUGGUUCUACAUUCGGGUCUCUUGCUCAUAUAAUUGAUGCAUCCAUGGAAGAUUUAGCACGUUGUCCCGGGAUUGGCGAACGUAAGGUUAAGCGGUUGUAUGAUACAUUCCACGAGCCUUUCAAGCGUGCAACUUCAAGCUACCCGUCUGUUGUAGAACCAACAAUCCCGGAAGCUCCAGUUCAGAAGGAUGUGAGCUCAAAGGAACCUCUAGUAGAAGAUGAAGAUUUUGUGGAGGACUCGAGAAAACGCAAGAAGAAAGAGCCCGAGAAAACUGUGAAGACCGCGCUGUCAGCUGUUUUUGCUCGUUACUCUGAUAAACUUAGCACGAAAAAAGAGAAGCAAAAGGAGAAAGAUGCAACAACCGAGUCAGAUGCUGAAAUCCACCAAGAAUAACACAGUUCUGUUCAUUGGGCAAGGCCAUGGUGACCAU
This is a messenger RNA of Arabidopsis arenosa, 1299 nucleotides long. The record is from the annotation of a GenBank genome assembly. NCBI's taxonomy places the organism in Eukaryota, Viridiplantae, Streptophyta, Magnoliopsida, Brassicales, Brassicaceae.